AUGACGACGGCGAUCAAAGAGAUUUACGGCCGCUUUUCCAACAUCUACACGUCCUUCUCGCCGCCCGCAGUUGCCAAACGCACUGGCGAUGGCGCCUCCCCACUCAGGAUAGGCAUCCUUGGUGCCGCCAACAUCGCGCCGUUUGCCAUCAUCAUUCCUGCCAAAUCACACCCCGACGUCAUCAUCUCGGCCGUCGCUGCACGAUCCAAGGACAGAGCCACCGCGUUCGCCAAGAAGCACAACAUCCCACACGUCUUUUCGAGCUACGACGAGCUGAUCAACGACGCUGGCAUCGACGCCGUCUACAACCCGCUUCCCAACGGACUGCAUUACGAGUGGACGCUGAAAUGCAUCGCUGCCGGCAAGCACGUCUUGCUGGAAAAACCUAGCACCUCGAACCAGGCCGAAACAAAACAUCUCUUCCAACAAGCCAAGAAGGCCAACGUGCUCGUCUUGGAGGCUUUCCACUAUCGCUUCCAUCCAGCACUUCAUGAGUUUGCUUAUCGUCUGCAUGAUUUCAUGUCACCUCAGAAUCCGAUGAUGGCGGUAGACGCGUAUCUGCUCGCUCCGGCAGGCGCGGUUGGCGAUGCCGAUAUCCGGUUUGAUCACAAACUGGCAGGUGGAGCGCUGAUGGAUGCAGGUGUCUACCCGACCAGUGCGGUGCUGUAUACCAUGAGGGCUGCUGCCGGAACGUGGCAGCGAGCCAACUGGGAACAAGGCAUUGAAGUGCGAGAAGCGAGACCUACGCUGUUCGAACCACGAGUGUCUAGCUCGCAAGCGCAUCUCAACCAAAAUGGAGAUCCGGCGAUCGACGUUGGAAUGGAAGCUACGCUUCUCGUGCCCACCGCUCGACCUGCCAAACUGCCAUGCAAGAUCGAAACGUCUCUCGGGCGAUCUCUCUUCACACUGCCUUUGCUCGGAUGGCGAGUUCCGAACCCGGGUCGUCUCGCGCCCACCCUGAAAGCCACUUUCAAGGACGGCAGCACUGUCGAGCUGCAAAACUUUGUUGUGCCUUUCUUUUGGCACACGAUCAAGGCCACUUAUCGCGGAAAAUCCGCCUCGGACGCGGGCGUAGCGCCAGGGACAGCCCGCACCUACAAAGCGUACGUCCCCAGCGACAAUUCCGGGACCGAACAGAUGCGCAAAGCUGCCAAAGACGGUCAUUGGCCCAAUAGUACCGGUGAGGCAUGGUGGUCGACGUACCGCUAUCAACUUGAGGCGUUCGUGUUGGCAGUCAGAGCGGUGCAGAAGGGUACAGAGCCCGACCAAGUGGGUGCGAUCAACAUGAUCAAUGAGGACAGAGACAAGAGUACACCCAGGGUUCCCGUCUGGGUCCACAACGAGGAGUCGGUCAUUAUCAUGCAGGCCAUCGAUGCAAUCUAUGAAAAGUCGGGCUUGGCAAAGAGGGUCUCCCCGACGAGCUCCUAG
Molecule: messenger RNA, 1428 nt
Organism: Mycosarcoma maydis (corn smut)
Lineage: Eukaryota; Fungi; Basidiomycota; Ustilaginomycetes; Ustilaginales
Exons: 1
Coding region: 1-1428 (475 amino acids)
Molecular function (GO): nucleotide binding
Source: RefSeq, a predicted model, not a curated record